UCUUCCAGAGGCUCGGCCCUUUCCUUUAACCAAAGGAUCUCUGGCUUCCUCCCAUUCUUUCACUCCGUAUGGAAAAUAAAACGAAACAAUUCAGUGAAGACUUGACCACAAAUAGAAGAGAAUUUUUUUUCACUUUGCCGCCCAGCAUCAAAAUUGGAAAUAUCUGAGGAGGAGAGUAGAAGAAUUAGGACUGCUCAAUGAAAGACAAGUAGGACUGUUAUAAGACUGGACUUCUUUACCGGUUCUGGAGAAGUAGAAGAUACUGAGGGGAGUUCUGAUGGCCCAAGACAGUAUGGUGCAGGACUAUUGUAUGGUGACGGCUUGAAGAGCUCAUAGCACUUGACUGCAGGUGAGGAUAGGAGAACGGGCAGGCAGGUAUGGGCAGAGGAUCAGGGGCUGCAGAGGAUGACCGUGGAAGCAGGUAAGAGUCCAGGUAAAAAUGGCUGAAUCAUACAGGGUGACAGCGCAGGGCAGAAAGAGAUGGAGUUUACCACAGAGACAUGAGACGGAUCCAAACCGAAUAGGGUCUCGAUGUCUGGAUGGAGAAGCUGAGAGAAAACUGACAGUUCCUUUCAGAGGUCACAUCUCAGGUGGACUGCAUCCAGGGAAGAAGGUUAUAGUGGUUGGGGUUGUGGACCCCAAUCCCGAUCGAUUCUACGUUGCGCUGACAUGUGGCCGUGGGACAUCCAGGGAACCUCCACCUAAUGUGGCUCUGGAGCUCUGUGUUCGAUUUAAGGACAGACAAGUCCUGCGAAGAGCCUGCAUGUCAGGUUCCUGGGGCGAAGCAGAGAGACUGAUCCCUUUUUUUCCCUUUAUCAAAGAUCAGCCCUUUAAGAUUGAGAUCCACUGCGAGCAUAGCAGAAUUCGAAUGUUUGUGGAUGGACAGCAGCUGUUUGACUUUCACCACAGAGUCCUGCCCCUCAGUGACAUUGAUACUUUAUGGAUCAAAGGCAGCAUAACUAUCACAAAACUUGCUUGAAAUAAAAGACUUCCCUUUUAGACUUUCAUAAGCCACUUGGGAACAGCACAAAUGCUUAUAUUUAUUCAAAAUAUUUUUUUAUAUGUUUAUAAAAUUGUUCAACAUUUAGUAUACUUUGUUGCUUUAGCUUUUGUUUUAUGAACCUCAUAAAGAUAUAACUACUCACUUUAAUCCUAUUUUUAUUUGUAGAUGAUUAAAAAGGUGAAACCGUUCAUUGAUAUUUUCUCUCAGUAUGACAUUCUCAAUGCUUUUCAUUAUUUAUGAUCUACUUCAGCUAUAAAUAUGAUUCUUUUUUAUUACAUGUUUGCUUCUAAUCAUAGUUCAUGAACAGUACAUAACAAGAAAAUUAAACUUUCUGAUUUUACAAAUAACUUGUUCUAAUACAUUGAAAUUUGACUGCUAAUAUGAAGACACUUUUGGGAUUACUACCUCAGUCCAGAGUAUGAAGUCCAGUUAUCAACCUCUGUCAAAAUUAGAUUGUUCACUUUUAACAUACAAGCUCUAUAUUAUAUUCCAUACCAUUGCACUGUAAAGUCAUUUUCAAGUUUUUAUUGUGAGCAAAUCCAGUGAAAACUGCCAUUCUUUGUAAAAAUAUCUAUGUGUAUCAUGUAUAUGUAUCUUUUCCAGAAAUAAAAUGAUUAAAUAUUG
Girardinichthys multiradiatus is the source of this 1627-nucleotide messenger RNA. RefSeq names its product lectin, galactoside-binding-like a (gene lgalsla). The record is from RefSeq and is a predicted model, not a curated record. Bases 440 to 979 code for a protein of 179 amino acids. Gene Ontology annotation, molecular function: carbohydrate binding. The transcript has 7 exons. NCBI's taxonomy places the organism in Eukaryota, Metazoa, Chordata, Actinopteri, Cyprinodontiformes, Goodeidae.